CGAACAGACGAGGAAUAUUUUUACUCACAUUUUCGUAUCUCAGCGUAGUAUUCUACGCUACAAUCACGAAAACUGUGAACGCUAUAAACAUAUCUAUCAAUAUAACUGAAAAUAAAGGCGAUUGGAACAGUUAUCGGGGCAAAACAAGUGCAAAAUACUCACGUCUUCGAUACAACGGCUAGUCGGGCGAAAUGGCGUCCUCGACGAGAUGAGGACGGUAGAGAGGUUAGCCGAGAGUUCUCGUGCGCAUGCCCGGUUGAGUCAAUUUACUUCCGGUAGCCGUCCUAGCUCGUCCCGUGCUGGUAUCUUAAGGUGCCUAAUAUUAACAACGGGGAUUUAUAUGAGAAGUCAAAUUCUGACCGGAAGGAGCAUUGACGUCCUUCGUUUUAGAAAAUAGCCCAAAGAAAAUACGCCCGCCGAUUGGUUAAAAAUCUUGUUUCUAGAACUGGACAGAAACACAAGUCUGACGUAAUGAUGGCGUAAUGAUGAUCGAAGUGAACAAGUUGUUUUUCUUUUUUUCUUCGCGGUAUUUUCUAGGAGAAAUAGAAAACAUAUUCUCCGUGUUUCAAUCGAGUUAUAGAGACGCUCGUGAAAGUUUGGGAGAACUCGAAAUGUAAGCAUGUAAACCAAAUUUAAGGGACAGAUUCAUCGGUUCCGUUUACUCGGAAAGAUGUCAGCUGCCCUUAACCGGAAGAAGAGGGUUUUUGACUGUGUUUCUGAGAACUGACGGCUAAAUAUAACGGACCAAUGACAAUGACAUGGGUGAUUGAUUAGAUGGCAUAAAAACGGGGAGGUUUCUGAGAACUGAGAAAGGAAAACACACUUUCCUGGAAUUGCGAAUGCCCUUUUAAAUGCAAUAAUUUUUUACACAGAAACACGUAUUUCAUGUAUAAUUGCUGCUCUGAUAAUUACCGAGAAAUGUGUCGACAAAUCGCCUAGAGGGGUUUAAAGAUGUCACGUGACUCCCGAAAGUUAGGGAAGGACUCAGCUUGGGGUCGGAAACGCAAGUCCGAGGAUGUGCCUAGGUUCGAUGACGUAAAACGGAGAAGAACGGGAAAUGGAGAAGGAACAGACAAAACGACUCGGCCCAUUGGGUUUAAAGAACUGGAAAACAUCUGUAGAGAAGCUGUUCCAGAGACGGGAAUUCUAGGACUGGUUCAGAAAGCCGAAAGAUUUGAAGCCCUCUUAACUUCAGAAGAAAUCAGACCAGAUUUGUUGAAGUUGGUAAUUUCUGCUUUUCGUCUUUUGUGCUCGGCGAACAGCUUAACGACCGGAAACGCGGAGAAGUUACUACGCUCUCCGGCAGCGGAGAAUUUCAUAACAGGGCCCGUUCUUUCCACGUUUGUCAAAAAGAUGCCUUUUUCAGAAUACUGGAAAGACGAAAGCGAUCGUGUCACUGUGCUAAACGAUCUGGCUGAAAUUUCUCUUGCGUUGAUUCAACGGCUCGGUGAGAAAAUAUUGUACGGGCUGCCGCUUCCCGAACUAAGUAACUCGUUGGAUGAGCUAAAAGAGGAGAAUCUCAUCAAGGACGCCUGCGAACUUGAGAAGAAGCUUCAGCAAGUCAAGGAGUUGAAACAUGAAGUGAUUCGGCGGGCAAAGUCUGCGUAUGAUCAACAAUCAGGGGCGGAGCCUCCGCAGAACUUCAGAGAGCUCAGCGUCAUUCCGCAAGCAGCAGACCUUUGUUUCAAGCCUUUUCUGCGCGAAAACAUCGUAGACAGAAAGUUUAAGGACCUGGAUCAUUAUCUUGACGUGCAGUUUCGCCUUCUAAAAGAAGACUUCGUAAUGCACCUACGCGAUGGCAUCAAACAGCUAACAAGAGAAAACAACUCCUUGGAAACGAGUCCUACCAAGAAAGUUAAACGCGCGGAUGAUGUCUCUGUGUACAGUGACGUCACAGUCCUGCAUCCCGUAUGCAACAGGAAAGGCCAGGUUUACAGAAUCAGGUUCAACCCGUCUCAUCCAAGGGUAAAACGAGUAAACUGGGAAAGGUCCAAACGACUCAAGUUCGGUUCGUUGGUUUGCCUUUCUUCAGAUGACUUCAACACACUACUUGUCUUCGCAACGGUGGAAAAUCGACGUGCCGAGGGGCUAAGUGUUGGUGAAUUGGAUGUGCGUUUUGAAAACGUCACGAAAGAGGAAAUAAAUGUUUUUGUCACAGGGAAAGAAAGGUUUGUCAUGAUAGAGUCGUCUGCUUAUUUUGAAGCGUACAGACACGUGUUGGAGGCGUUGAAGGAAAUAAAACCUGAAGAAUUCCCUUUCCAGAAGCAUAUUGUGGAAUGCUGUCGGGAAGUUGGACCUCCAGCGUAUCAAGUACAAAGACAAAGAGAAGACAAAGAAGUUCUGUUUAAUUUCACUGGCGUUCUUACAAAGAAAGAGCCUUCAAUGUCUUCUCAAAGACGUCAUUCCGAUACCGUGAAUUCGAGGAAGUCCAUGAAGAUGAGCCCAACGUCCAGCUCACAGCAAGAACAGCUGUCAGCCGUUAACGAAUCGUCGAACAGCCUGGAUGUUGCUAUGGACGUCGAAGUGCCUCAAGAGAUCUUUAAUUGGCCAGACAGAAAAAGCCUCGGUUUCAAUGAGUCUCAGAUGCGCGCGUUUAAACUGGCGCUGACCAAAGAGUUCGCUGUGAUCCAAGGACCGCCGGGAACAGGGAAAACGUACGUUGGUUUGAAGAUAGCUCAAGCUCUCUUGCAGAACACCUCUUUUUGGCAAAACCGCGGUGAAAGAUCUCCAAUCUUGAUGGUGUCUUACACGAAUCACGCUUUGGAUCAGUUCCUGGAAGGUCUUCUUCCAAUGCACGGUAUAGUUCGCGUUGGCGGCCGCAGCAAAAGUGAAAAAUUGAAGAGCCAUUCUCUGGUGUCAAUUCGUCGCCAACCAUGCCAGCCUGAUAUGACGAUCCGCAAGGCAAGAAACGCAGCUAAGAGGGAUAUUCGUUAUGAGAAAGAAUCAUAUCGGCGUUCUUCACUCUUGUUAGAAGCCUCAAGAUCAAGCAUUUUGUCGAUGGAUGUCUUUUCCCAACACAGGUAUAUUCGACGCCGGCAUUAUGCUCAAUUUACAAGAAACCCUUGGAAUGGAUCGGUUGAUGAAGAGCUUCUAAAGUGGCUCUACGUACAAAAGAAGGAAAGCUCGCAAAGUUCCCACUCGAAAGAUGUGAAAAAGCAUCAUGAAAGAGAUGACUUCCAAAUGGAGUUUGAGGCGCGAGGAUUCAGUUUUGACAACAGAGGGGUUUUGGACAAAGAUGACAACGCCGUGCGUAUGGGACUAGCUGUGCUCUCGUGGAAAGAUGCUACGAACUCCGGAAAGGUGAGACAAAAUUUGAUUAGCGAACAAGCGAUGUCUGAUAACGAAGAAAGAGGAGUUCGUGAUAUCUACCGUUUGCCGAGUGAGGACCGUUGGAGGUUAUACAGAUUAUGGCGGCAGAGAUUGGUCAACGACCAAAGGCAGCAGUUGCAAAUUUGCCAGGUGGAGUUUGAAGAGGCUUUAGCCCGUGAUAAGGAAGUAACCACGAUGGAAGAGUACAGGGUUCUUCAAAAAGCACGUGUCAUUGGCAUGACAACCACGUGCGCCGGCAGAUACCGCACAAUUCUCCAAAAGAUUUGCCCCAAAAUCAUUCUAGUUGAAGAGGCUGCUGAGGUACUGGAGGCUCACAUUAUUACGUCAUUGACGAAAGGCUGUCAGCACUUAAUAUUGAUUGGUGAUCACCUGCAACUAAGGCCUACUCCUGCUGUCUAUGAAUUAGCUACGAAGUACAAACUGGAUGUGUCGCUGUUCGAGAGAAUGGUGAAUGUUGGAAUUCAGUGUGAGAGGCUAUCCGUUCAACAUCGCAUGAGGCCUGAGAUUGCUGCCUUGAUGAAGCACAUCUACGACGAUCUGGAAAAUCAUGAGUCAGUGGAGAAAUACGAAGACAUCAAAGGAAUGAAGAAGAACAUGUUCUUCAUCAGCCACAGCCAUUUGGAAGAAUCCUGUGAUGAGACGCACAGCCAUGUAAACGAGCACGAGGCUCAGUUUCUAGUUGCGCUGUGUCGCUACUUACUACAACAAGGAUACUCGUCCAAUCAAAUCACUCUCCUGACGACCUACACUGGACAGAUGUUUGCCAUUAGAAACUGUCUCCAAGCGACUAAAAGUGAAGAACUGGAACACGUACGCCUUACGACCGUGGACAACUUUCAAGGCGAAGAAAGUGACAUCAUUCUUCUUUCACUCGUGCGCAGCAACAAAGACGAAAAAGUGGGCUUCAUCAAGGUUGAAAACCGCGCAUGUGUGGCGCUUUCGCGUGCCAAGAAAGGCUUCUACUGCAUUGGAAACUUUGAUCUUCUCUCAGAGCACAGCGACAUCUGGAGUAAGAUUGUAGCCGAUUUGAAAGCAAGUGGUAACAUCGGAAACGCCUUGCCCUUUUCCUGUCAAAUCCACCAAGACGAAAUGACUGCGGAAACAGCAGAAGAUUUCAGAGAAAAAGCUCCUGAUGGGGGAUGCCAGCAGCCAUGUGGUGUGCGUCUGAAAUGCGGCCAUGCGUGCAGACAGUUAUGUCAUCCACGUGACACCAAGCACAAGAACUACCCGUGUGGAGAGCCUUGCGGAAGAACCAUUAAAGGCUGUGAUCAUUUGUGUUCGAACCCUUGUAGCGAGCCUUGUAUAACUCGAUGCUUGGAAAUGGUCGAUAAGGUUUUGCCAGGGUGUGGUCACAUUUUAAAGAUGAAGUGCAGCGCUGACCUUAAGGAUGCUGAGUGCAAAGAAAGGUGCGAUAAAAUCCUGUCCUGUGGCCAUCGCUGCCAAAACUACUGUACAAAACCGUGCGCGACUGAAUGCAAGGAGCUCGUAAAGAAAACGGAUUGGCCGUGUGGACAUGAAGUCACCAUUGCUUGCGCGGCCACUUCAAAAGAUUGUCCAGUUCCUUGCGAUGGCACUUUAGAUUGCGGUCACCAGUGCUCUGGGCAUUGUGGUGAGUGUCGAAUGGGUCGAAUUCACAAGGGCUGCACAGAGAAAUGUAAACGUAAAUGUAAACGUGUGUUGUUUUGUUCUCAUGGCUGUAAAGAACGGUGCAGCAUGCCAUGUCCGCCAUGUUCCAAGGCGUGUGAAAAUCGUUGCACCCACAGCAACUGUGAUCAAACUUGUGGAGAGCCAUGCAUUCCUUGUCGUUAUCCAUGUCCGUGGGAAUGUCAGCAUCAUAAGUGCUACAAGCAGUGCCACGAGAUUUGUGACAGGCCCAGAUGUGACGAGCCCUGCGUCAAAAUUCUGGAAUGCUAUCAUGUUUGCCGUGGGUUGAUGUGCGAGGCGGAGUGCAUUUGUGCUAUCUGCACAAAACAAUACAAUGGUGAUCCUAUUACCGAAAUCUUCCUCGGUGGAGAGGCAGACGAAGAUGCCCGCUUCAUCAGGCUGCCAGACUGCAAGCAUAUCUUCGCUGUGUCUGAUCUUGACAGAUAUAUGGACAUGUCAAAGGAUGCCAAUACUGAGAGUCAUGCGAUUCAAAUGAAAGCGUGUCCCCUUUGUUCCACUCCAAUCCGUACGAGCUUGCGAUACCGCAACGUUAUUAACCAGCAGCUACAAGACGUAGAGAAAGUAAAGCUGGAGAUGUGGAGGCAGAUACGUAAUGAAAGUGGGGGUAACUGUGGAUUGAAGAAGACGAAGCGUGAUUUAGCCAAACGCCUGGACACUUUGGAAAAAAGAUUUGGCGCAGAACACACGAGGGAUUCACUGGGCAGGCUGAAACGUGCCGUUGAUAUUCUUCUGGAAGUCAAGCAGGAACUGAAGAUAUCUCUCAUUGACAACAAACUUACCGUUGCCCUGGUUGAGAACAAAGUGAUGUUGAUGGAGCGUCUUUGUUUCAUGAGGGAGAAAGUGAGGGUUAAUCUGAGACAACUGCCAAUGGAAAUCUGCAAAGAGUAUCACUUGGAAAGUGACCAAGUUGAAAAUGAACUGUGUUUCCUUGAGAGGCGUUUCAUGUCAAUUAGAGUGACCCAAAGAGAGUUACGAGACAUCAACACAGAAUUCUCCAGACUCAAUCUCCUACUCGAGUAUUGUUUGCUGCGUCACGACAUCAAGAGCCUGGCACUAGAGUUAGACGAACCUUCCUCUCAGAUGAUGACUGCAGUACAGGAGGGCCUGUCCAGCGGCAAGCGCAUAGUAGACGAGGAGUUGGACAAACUUCUGAACAAUAUAGUGACAAUAAGAAACGCUUACCCCGAUAGUCUUAAUCAGUUGACGCCAGAGGAAAAGAAGAAGAUCGUAUCAGUGAUUGGUCUAUCCAAAGGUCACUGGUUCAAGUGUCCCAAGGGACAUAUCUAUUGCAUAGGUGAAUGCGGCGGUGCCAUGCAGAGAAGCACGUGUCCAAAAUGCGGAGCUGUAAUUGGUGGAGCAAAUCACCGACUGGAAGAAGGAAAUGAGCUGGCUCCUGAGAUGGACGGUGCAAGUCAUGCAGCUUGGUCUGAACAGGCAAACCUACGAAAUUAUGGAAAUUUACAGGAAAUCGUACAAGUUGCUCUCGCUUAGAGUUGCCUUCAAGGGAACAAAUUGAAAUAUUUUCUCUUCGUGAGACGCAAAACAAAAUAUCAUAUAGUCUUGGCGUGCCGCUUUUUUUUCACAAGGUAAAUGUUGUUUUGGUGACCGCCUCAUGAGAAACGGAACACUGAGUUCCUUAGUAGUUUUGAUUAGAAUUAGUUCAACAUAGUAAUAAUCAAGAGUACAAGUUCUAUUUGAUCACCCUUAGGACCAAUGAGGAUAUUAUUGCCCUUUUUUUCCUUAGAUAUGCAACAAUUAAGAAAUGAGAAGAAAGAAGACGAUCAUAAAGAAAUUAGACAUGAUCAUAAAGGCGAACUGAUGUGAAUUGUAUGACAGUGUCAAUGGUGGGUCUCUUUGACGGUUGACGGUUGAAAAUAGCCAGUUUUGACGGUUGACGGUUACAUUUUAGGUAGUUUGACGGUUGACAUUUAACCCCAUUGACACCCUCUAAUGUUGAAAACGAGUUCAUCCAAUUAGUGUUUUAAGAAACUUAUAUGGUUACUGCACGCUAAGGAGUAUUUGUAUGCUGACAACAAGGCUUAAUUAAGGCAUAAAGACCAUUAGAAGUUAUUCAUAACACAACAGGAAAUACGGCAACGAAAUGAAGGGUGUAUCAACAUGAUGCACUCGGUGGGCUGUUGAUUGCUAAGUCACUACUCAUCAAUACUUAAUCCAGGGGCGGGUCUAGGGGGAGGGUGCAGGGGGUACGCGCCCCUCCUUGGGAGGAAGCCUUCUUUUUCGCAUUCACUUUCAAAAUUUGUUUACCUCACUAGUCAGUUAUGUCAUUCCUUAGUGGUGCAGCCCCUCCUAAGAAAACUCCUGAAUCCACCCCUGUAAUCUUUUAGGUGUUUUGGCUCUUUCUGUCCCUUACUCAAUUUCUAGCUGGAAAUUUUACUUUAAUAAUAGAAGAGAUUCUUUAUUUAGUUUCUUUGUUAUUAAUUACAGUGGAACCCCGCCUUACGACCACUCCAUUAACACGGCCACUUUAUUCCGGUUCGAACAGAAGCUCAGUCAGUCAACUCCUUUAAUACGGCCACCCCGUUAAUACAACCAAAUUUUUGUGACCCGUUGGUGAUCAGAUUAACGGGGUUCCACUGUUGUUACUACGUUGUAUCAGCCUUACAGUAGUCUUUGACUUCUCAUCGUGUUAUGUUUUUUGUCCACGUUUUAAUAGUCCUGAAAUUUUGCCGAAUCCUGUUUGAUUGUGUCACAUAGUUAGAUCAAUAUAGAUACUAUUACCGUAUACAAAUCGCUUUACAUCAUCUAAUAAAGCAAUUAUGAUCAGAAAUACUUGUCAUUUGCUUAUGGAAAUACGGUAUUUCAGAGUUAUCCACCAUUCAGGAGAAUGCAUUUCAAUGUCUUUUAAUACUGAAGAAUAUUAAUACGACCCUUUUAAGACGAAUGCAGAAGGAACCUGUUUACACAGCGGACACCUUAACGUGUUAAGCGGACACUAGCACGAGGGUGGUAAAGGGUAUUUUCGCGACCCGUGAUCGGCCC
Messenger RNA from Orbicella faveolata, 7995 nucleotides. Its product is annotated as NFX1-type zinc finger-containing protein 1-like. Gene Ontology annotation, biological process: regulatory ncRNA-mediated heterochromatin formation. Gene Ontology annotation, molecular function: helicase activity. Lineage: Eukaryota; Metazoa; Cnidaria; Anthozoa; Scleractinia; Merulinidae. Gene Ontology annotation, cellular component: nuclear RNA-directed RNA polymerase complex. The record is from RefSeq and is a predicted model, not a curated record.